Nycticebus coucang (slow loris) is the source of this 6730-nucleotide messenger RNA. RefSeq names its product androglobin (gene ADGB). Bases 74 to 5068 code for a protein of 1664 amino acids. NCBI's taxonomy places the organism in Eukaryota, Metazoa, Chordata, Mammalia, Primates, Lorisidae. Gene Ontology annotation, biological process: proteolysis. The record is from RefSeq and is a predicted model, not a curated record. The transcript is spliced from 36 exons. Gene Ontology annotation, molecular function: calcium-dependent cysteine-type endopeptidase activity; heme binding; protein binding.
GCAGACGCGGAGCCCGCGGGGGUUCAGGCAGCUAGUUGUUUAAAGUUCAGCCGCGUCAGGGCCGGCCUCGGCCAUGACCACCAAACAAAGCAAAAAGAAAGAGGUGCAUCGCAUCAACUCGGCGCACGGCUCGGAUAAAUCUAAAGAUUUCUCCUCUUCCAGCAGUAAUGUACAACCUGGUUCUGUUGAACAAAGGAAGGGGAAAUUCCCUAUCUGGCCAGAGUGGAGUGAAAGUGACAUAAAUGCAGAAAAGUGGGAUGCAGGCAAAGGUGGAAAAGAAAAGGACAAAACAGGAAAAAGCCCUACAUUUCAUUGUUUUGAAGACCCUGAGGGAAAGAUUGAGUUACCGCCAUCACUGAAAAUUUAUUCCUGGAAACGUCCACAGGAUUUUUUAAUUAGUCGGACUCCCGUAGUUGUGAAAAAUGAAAUUUCAUUUGACUUGUUUUCAAUAAAUGGACAUUUACUCUGCAGUGAGCUGAUGAGAUGGAUUAUCAGCGAAAUCUACGCAGUGUGGAAGAUAUUCAAUGGAGGGAUUUUGAGCAAUUAUUUUAAAGGGACUCCGGGGGAACCUCCUGUUCUCCCCUGGAAGCCCUGGGAACACAUAUACUCUCUGUGCAAGGCUGUGAAGGGCCAUAUGCCUCUGUUCAAUAGCUAUGGAAAGUAUGUUGUAAAACUUUACUGGAUGGGUUGCUGGAGAAAGAUAACUGUUGACGAUUUUCUGCCUUUUGAUGAAGAUAAUAAUCUAUUGCUUCCAGCUACAACCUGUGACUUUGAACUCUGGCCAAUGCUUUUGUCUAAAGCUAUCAUUAAACUGGCAAAUGUUGACAUCCACAUAGCACAGAGGAGAGAACUGGGAGAGUUCACGGUCAUUCACGCUCUCACAGGCUGGCUACCAGAAGUCAUUUCUCUUCACCCAGCAUAUGUGGACAAAGUGUGGGAGCUCCUGAAAGAAAUAUUGCCUGAGUAUAAGCUUCCGGAAGACACCAGUUAUGAAACAGUGGUAGACACCAAAUUAAAAGAAAUAGGGAAAGAGUUGAAGGACUAUAAAGAAGUGAAGGAGGGAAAAGAAGUAAAAGACGGGAAGGAAUUCAAACCUGAAAAUUCCUCUUCGACACUGAAAGUCUCAGAGAAAAGUGAUAAAUUUUCCAAGGAAAAAGCAGAUGCAAAAGACGUUGGGAAGAAGAGGAGUAAAGAUGGAGAAAAGGAAAGGGAUAAGGACAAGUUCAAAUUGUCACUUCAUGGCUCCAGACCCUCAUCAGAUGUGCAAUAUUCUAUGCAGUCCCUGUCAGAUUGUUCUUCAGCAACACAAACCCCUCAAAUGGUCGUAUAUGCUACCUUCACACCUCUCUAUUUGUUUGAAAACAAGAUCUUUGCAUUAGAGAAGAUGGCAGAUUCUGCUGAGAAACUUAGAGAAUAUGGGCUUUCGCACAUCUGUAGCCAUCCCGUGCUGGUAACUAGAAGUAGAUCUUGUCCUCUGGUAGCACCACCAAAGUCACCUCCUAUACCUCCCUGGAAACUCUUUCGUCACAAAAAGGGAACAGUUAUAACAGAUGAACCUCAAGAUCCAGUAAUAAAUGAGCCUGAACAGUUUCUUGAGAUUUCAAGUCCGUUUUUGAAUUACAGAAUGACUCCAUUUACAAUUCCAACAGAAACUCAUUAUGUACGCUCAGUUAUUAAGAAAGGGGCUCCCCCAAGAUCUGGUUUGCCUUCUGUCCUUGAAACUGAUGAAACUGCUAACAUUAGCCAGACAGACUUUACUCAAAUAGCCGGAGCUGUAUCUCAGGGAAAUAUGUCUGCACAAGUUGUACUUGGAAAAGGUAUAGAUGAACAGAUCGAUCUCGGAUUGGGAGAUUCCCACCCAAUUGAUGGAAUUAGUGUGGACAAAGAUUUGAUCAGCCAGAUAACAGAAACACAGGAAAAAUCGCAGGAUGAACUUUCUACCAUAAAUAAUAGUGUUUCUAAAGAAAUAUGGCUAGAUUUUGAAGACUUCUGCAUAUGCUUUCAGAAUAUAUAUAUUUUCCACAAGCCAAAUUCAUAUUGCCUUAACUUUCAAAAAUCAGAAUUCAAGUUCUCAGACGAACGCGUGUGCUACCAUUUAUUUGUGGAUAGUCUAAAACCUAUCGAACUGCUGGUUUGCUUUUCUGCAUUGGUACGCUGGGGGGAAUAUGGAGCCUUAACAAAAGACAGCCCUCCCAUAGAGCCUGGACUUCUAAUGGUCGAAACCAUUUCUUGGAAAUCUCUGAAGCCACGCAAUCUGGUCGUGAAGAUUCACACAUACGCCACCAAGGCUACCAUGGUUCGUCUGCCUGUUGGGAGGCACAUGCUGCUCUUCACUGCCUACUCCCCAGUGGGCCACGCCAUAAACGUCUGCAGCAUGGUGACCUUCGUCAUCGGGGAUGAAGACGUCGUGCUGCCCAACUUUGAGCCGGAGAGCUACCGAUUUACAGAGCAGGCCCUGGUGAUUCUGAAAGCUGUUGGAAACGUGAUUGCUAAUUUCAAAGACAGGGGUAAACUCUCUACAGCUCUGAAGGAUCUCCAGGCAGCUCACUACCCGCUCUCCCUCCACAACAAAGAACUAACUGCACAGCACUUCAGGGUUUUUCAUAUUUCUCUAUGGCGUUUACUAAAAAAAGUUCAAUUAACAAAACCUCCUCCAAACUUCAAAUUUGCAUUCCGUGCCAUGGUUUUGGACUUGGAGUUACUUGAUUCCUCCUUGGAGGAUGCUUCUUUAGUGGAAUGGGUAGACAUUAAAUAUUGUAUGCCAACAACUGAUAAAGAGUAUUCUCCUGAGGAGGUGAUGGCAGCAAUUAAAAUUCAAGCCAUGUGGAGAGGGACUUACGUUAGAUUACUUAUGAAAGCCAGAAUACCAGACACAAAGGAAAAUAUCAGUGUUUCGGAUAUACUUCAAAAAGCUUGGGCGAUACUGGAAAUGAAUUUAGAACAGUAUGCACUUUCUCUCUUAAGACUAAUGUUUAAAAGCAAGUGCAAGUCUAUGGAAUCUUACCCAUGCUAUCAAGAUGAAGAAACUAAGAUUGCCUUUUCUGACUAUAAUGUGACCUAUCAAGAUCAGCCACCAAACACUUGGUUUAUAGUAUUCAGAGAAACAUUUUUGGUUCCUCAAGAUAUGAUUUUGGUUCCCAAAGUAUACACUACCCUUCCAGUCUGUAUGCUACACGUUGUCAAUAACGACACCAUGGAACAAGUACCAAAGAUGUUCCAAAAAGUGAUGCCUUAUUUUUAUACCAAGAAUAAGAAGGGAUACACAUUUGUGGCUGAAGCCUUUACGGGUGAUGCGUAUGUGUCAGGCUCGCGAUGGAAACUGCGCCUCAUCGGUUCUUAUGCCCCCCUCCCAUGCCUCUCUCGGGAGGCUCCAUGCAGCGCCUUCACUACAAAGGAAAUCCGAGACCACUACAUACCCAAUGACAAGAAGAUAUUAUUCAGGUAUUCAGUUAAAGUGGCAGUACCACAAAUAGUUACGAUACAGGUACGCACAUCCAAACCAGACGCAUUCAUCAACCUGCAGGUCCUAGAAAAUGAGGAAAUUAUGGUAAGCUCCAUUGGAAAAGGCUUAGCUGUCAUCCCGGCAUUUAACUUCCUGAGGAGUGAAAAAGCUUUGAGCUCCCAGUCUAGCAAACAAGUGCUUUUAUUUCAUUCUGUAUCCAAGAAAGAACAAGAAGUAUAUGUGAAGAAGAAAUCUACCCAGGGAGGUCAGAAAUCCAAUAAGGGGAGACCUGGAAGCGCAGUACUAGAGACGGGUCUGCCUCUUCUGGAGGAGGAAACCCUCUUCCCGGCUUUCACAGAAGAAAGUUCUAGCACACCACAGCAGAUGUACAAGUAUAUUAUACAGUGUUUCGUGUUGUAUAACAGUUGGCCUCUCACUGAAAGUCAGCUAACAUUUGUUCAAGCACUAAAAGAGUUAGAGAAAAAUGAUACUAAAGCUCAUAGUGAGAAACACGAGGAAUUAGUUACCCUGGGAAGCCCAGAUUCCCAUACAAUUAGUGAGGGGCAGAAAUCUUCAGGAACUUCCAAGACAACCAGGAAAGGCAAAGAAAAGUCUUCUGAGAAAGAAAAGACAGCCAAAGAAAAACAAGCACCUCGCUUUGAGCCUCCGACAUCCACUGUGCACUCGCAACAAGAAGACCCAAAUAAACCCUACUGGACUUUGAGGCUAGUCACCGAACACAGUGAAUCUGAACUAUUAGAAGUAAAAAAAGAUACAGAGCGAGCGGACGAAAUCCGAGCCAUGAAGCAAGCCUGGGAAACAACAGAGCCAGGAAGAGCCACCAAGGCUUCUCAGGCUCGUUUGCGUUACCUCAGCCGGUUCAUUCAGAAGACACCUGAUGUUGAGGCUUUGCCGGUGUCUGAAAGCCAAAUUAAACCCGCGGAGGAAGUUGAAGCACCUGCAAGUGCCGCAAAAGAACCAGAGGCAAAGAAUUCUGUGAGUUCAGAGAGCAAAGAGAUGGCAAUGACAGGGACUAUGGUGUGGAAGAAGUGGCAAAUGUCCAAGGGCUUGAAGGAUCUGGCAAAACCCGUGAGCAGUGACAGUGGAGGAGCGUCCCCGGUGGGCAACGAAGAGCGGGAACCCAGCUCCCGCAAGGAAAACGCCAUGUCUUACUCACGAUCCCCAACUACUUUGGAAGCAUCUUCACAACUUAUUCAAAAAGUACGACAAUCUUUGGAUUUAAGUCAAUUUAUACGGAAAUCAGAUAAGGAGCCUCGGUUGCAAACAGAGGAACUGAAUCAGCAGCAGGCAAUGCAAAAGGCCGAAGAAGUUCACCAGUUUCGCGAGUACAGGACCAGACUUCUCAGCAUUAGAGACAUUGACCAAGAUGAACGGUUGAAGUUAAAGGACGAAAUCCUGGACAUGUAUGGGGAAAUGCGGGAUUCCUUAGAUGAAGCCCGACAGAAGAUCUUCAAUAUCCGGGAAGAGUACAGGAACAAACUGCUGGAAGCUGAGCGCCUGAGGUUGGAAGCCCUGGCCGCUCAGGAAGCUGCCAUUAAGGCCGAGACAGAAAAGAAGAUCCUGGCUGCUGAAGCGCAGAAAAAAAAGAAAGGAAAAAAAAAAUAACCAGGCGAUGCCCAAUACAACACUUCUUCUGGAAAGCAAAGAAGAUAUUUUGAAUAUCACUAGUUGCCUGUUGACAAGAAUAAGAUAUUAGCCAACUGAAAAAAGAAGCUUUUCUGUCUUAGAAAUGUGUAUUUUCUAUAUUUGAAUGAUAACUUGUUAGUUUUUCGCAGAAAGAUAAUAUUUGAAGCCAGUAGAGUAAUGUUCUAAUUUCAAUAAAAUUGUUACCAUGUACUUAGAAUGUAAUAAAAUCUGUGACAUACUCUGAAUUGCCUGCAUUUUUAAUUAGAAGUCAAACAAGAUCAUAAAUGAGUCUACAGGUUUGUUUUUGAAAAAACUCAGCAGUAGCAACAGUUAUUAUAGAAGACAUUUUGUCUUACACUUUAAAGGUUUUAAAACAUUAAUAAAUAUGUUGAUACAUAUGCUUUAAAAUGGAUGCCACCCCCCGUUUUAAGCUGAAUGUCAGUAAACAAUUGAGUAUGAACUAUUCUGGUUCAGUCCACCCAAAGUGUUCCUCCAUUUGCUUUUGUCUUCUAACAGUGUUCCCUUACUUUGAAGCCUACUCUUGGGGAUAUUUCUGAGAGUUUCAAGUAGAAUUUUGUAGAUUGUAGGGUCAUGUGGUAGUUUUUUGGGUUUUCAUCAGUGUCAAUCACAUAGACCUAAAUGCUGAACUAAUAGUGCCAACUUGUCUGCAUUUAGACCACAGCUAACACUCCUCUUCAUGGAAAUUUUUUGUCAUACAGUUUUGCUAGCAAUUUAUCUAAGUUUUGUUUUGUUUUUUAGGAGGGGAUAUGUAUAUAUGUGUAUGUGUUUGAUUUGCUAUCACAAUUGGAUUUAUAGUUUCAGGAAGAGUUUUAUGGACAAUCAAAACUAUGAUGCCACCAUUAUUCUACCACUGGAAGUGUGUUAUUGAUUUCUAAUUUUACUUGCUUAUAAAUAACGACUAUAUGGUCGUUAGAAGUUUUACUUUUCAAAAUUUUGUAAAUGUUAGGCUUUUCUUAAAUUAACAAAAUUUGAUCUUUUUUUUUUAAAGUGCUUAAAAAUAUGGAACGCUUCACGAAUUUGUGUGUCAUCCUUGCACAGGGGCCAUGCUAAUCUUCUCUGUAUCGUUCCAAUUUUAGUAUAUGUGCUGCUGAAGUGAGCACCAGAAUUUAAUCUUUUAUGUGGUUUCACAGAAAAUUAUAUAUAAAUUUUCCAAGUUUAUUUUAGUUUAAUAUAGUACUUGUUUAGUUACUUCAUAUUUUUAUUUAGUUUUAAUUCAUUUGUCACUUCACUUGUCUGGUGAUCUGACAGGUAUGUGGUAGAAUUCAACUAUAUUUUUUCCUUAAACUCUCUUGUAUUUUGAGUAUGCUUCCAGCUGUGCUAUAAUUCAAGAAUAUAUUAAGCUAAAAGUAAUGAAAAGGUCAACUAGCUUUGCUCAACUAAAUUUAAAGAUGAUUAUCUUACUUGAUAAAAAGUUAACACCUCAAAAUUUAGGGCAAACAUGCCUUUUCUUUAUCAUCACAAGAUGACUAUUGCAGCUCCAAUGAAGACAUGUCCAAGAGUAUUCACAGCAGCACAAUUGUAAUAUCAAAAAACUGUAGAAAACUCAAAUUUCCAUUUAUGGGGCAAUAGUACAUCAACAUCUUGUGGUAUUUUUUAUAUGAUGGAAUACUAUGAAUAUGC